Heteronotia binoei (common prickly gecko) is the source of this 963-nucleotide messenger RNA. RefSeq lists its product as uncharacterized. The record is from RefSeq and is a predicted model, not a curated record. Lineage: Eukaryota; Metazoa; Chordata; Lepidosauria; Squamata; Gekkonidae. The transcript has a single exon. Bases 1 to 963 code for a protein of 320 amino acids.
AUGCGCAAAGCCACUUUCCUGGAGCUGUGCGCCCAGCUCUCUCCAGCUCUGCAGCGACAGAAGACGCGGAUGAGGAUCCCCCUGAGCGUGGAGAAGCGCGUGGCCAUCGCUCUGUGGAAGCUGGCCACUUCCGUGUGCUACCGAGACGUGGGAAACCAGUUUGGGGUCGGGCGGUCCACGGCCGGCUCGGUGGUGCUGGAAGUGUGCCGAGCCAUCCAGCGGGUGCUGAUGCGAAUCACCGUCACCGUGGGCAGUAGCCUGAAUGAAAUCGUUGACGGGUUCCAGAACAUGGGCUUCCCCAACUGUGCCGGUGUGGUGGGCACCACCCACAUGCCGAUUUUGUGCCCGCCUCACCAGGCUGCUGAGUACGUCAACUCCAAGGGCUAUUAUUCCAUGGCCCUUCAAGCUUUGGUGGACCACCGGGGCAAAUUUACCCACCUGAGUGCCGGCUGGCCAGGGAAGACUCACGAAGCCAAGAUCUUCAAUAGGUCCACCUUGUUCACCAAAGGACAGGAAGGGACACUCUUCACCCCAGGCGCUGUGGACAUCAACGGGGUGUCUGUCCCCAGGGUCAUCCUGGGUGGUCCAGCGUACCCCCUCCUUCCAUGGCUGAUGGUCCCCUACACGGGAGAUCUGGAUGAGGCCAAAGAACUCUUCAACGCCACCCUGAAGAGGUGCCAACGCCCCCUGGAGGUGGCCUUCAGCCGACUCAAAGGCCGGUGGCGUUGCCUGACAGGCCGCAAUGACUGCGCUGUGGAGAACCUUCCCCGUCUCAUCUCGGCCUGUUGCGUCUUGCACAACAUCUGUGAGGAGAAAGGGGAGGCUUACGAGGAAACGUGGGAGACUGAAGCCAAGCAGCUGGCCGCCACCUUUGAACAGCCCCUCCAGCGACCAGACGCUCGAAUCAAGCCGGCUGCCAGGUCUGAGAGAGUCCGGGACUCCCUCUGCGCCUAUCUGGCGUGA